Cylas formicarius (sweet potato weevil) is the source of this 1781-nucleotide messenger RNA. RefSeq names its product tubulin gamma-1 chain-like. Lineage: Eukaryota; Metazoa; Arthropoda; Insecta; Coleoptera; Brentidae. The record is from RefSeq and is a predicted model, not a curated record. Gene Ontology annotation, biological process: mitotic cell cycle; microtubule nucleation; mitotic sister chromatid segregation. The transcript has 4 exons. Gene Ontology annotation, cellular component: nucleus; cytoplasm; centrosome. Gene Ontology annotation, molecular function: GTP binding; structural constituent of cytoskeleton. The coding region runs from base 135 to 1472 and encodes 445 amino acids.
AGGACCAAUGAGAUCACCGCUGCGCAGUUUAAAUCGCCCACAACUGUCAGCGGUUUCAAAUAAAUUCGUUUAUCUUAGUAAAUCCUUUAAAUUGUAGUAUAUGUGACUGUUCUUGAGCUUUAAACGCAGUUAACAUGCCGUGCGAAAUGAUUACGUUGCAGUUAGGUCAAUGCGGCAAUCAAAUCGGCUUUGAGUUUUGGAAGCGGCUUUGCACCGAGCACGGUAUCAAUCCCGAGGGAAUUCUUGAAGAUUUUGCCACCGAAGGUAUCGACAGGAAGGAUGUCUUUUUUUACCAGGCCGACGACGAACACUAUAUUCCGCGGGCAGUUUUGUUGGAUCUCGAGCCCAGGGUGAUUAACACGAUUCUCAACUCCCCUUAUUCCAAGUUGUAUAAUCAGGAGAACGUGUUUUUGUCAAAAAACGGAGGUGGUGCGGGCAAUAAUUGGGCCUCGGGCUACUCGCAGGGCGAAAGGUUGAACGAGGAGAUUUUCGACAUUAUAGAUCGCGAGGCCGACGGUAGCGACAGUUUGGAAGGUUUCGUACUCUGCCAUUCGAUAGCCGGAGGCACGGGGUCCGGUAUGGGCUCAAAUAUAUUAGAGAAACUAUCUGAUAGGUUUCCAAAAAAGUUAGUGCAGACUUAUAGCGUGUUUCCCAACUUAGACGAGAUAAGUGAUGUGGUCGUGCAGCCUUACAACUCGUUGUUGACGCUUAAACGGCUAACGAAAUCGGCCGAUUCUGUGGUGGUGCUCGAUAACACGGCCCUGAAUCGCAUCGCCGCCGAUCGUCUCAAAAUACAAAACCCCACGUUCACCCAAAUCAAUAGCCUCGUCAGUACAAUAAUGUCCGUGUCAACGACGACGCUCCGUUACCCGUCAUACAUGAACAACGACCUCAUGGGUCUUUUGGCCCCAUUAAUUCCCACACCACGUCUUCACUUUCUCAUGACGGGCUACACUCCCCUUUCGACCGAUACUGACGAGGUUAGCGUGAGGAAAACUACGGUGCUGGACGUGAUGAGGAGACUCUUGCAGCCAAAGAACAUGAUGGUGUCGACAGCGCAGGACCGCAGCUCCCAGCAUUGUUUCAUAUCGAUUUUGAACAUUAUACAGGGAGAAGUGGACCCCACGCAGGUCCACAAGUCACUUCAGCGUAUCCGGGAACGUAAACUUGCCCAGUUUAUACCUUGGGGGCCGGCGAGUAUUCAAGUGGCCCUGUCGAGGAAAUCACCGUACGUGUCGACUGCUCACAGGGUGUCGGGUCUCAUGUUGGCCAAUCACACAAACAUAUGUUCGCUAUUUGAGCGCGCCUUGACACAGUAUGACAAGCUGAGGAAACGGGAGGCCUUCUUGGACCAGUUCCGCAAAGAAGAGAUGUUUAAGGAAAAUCUAGACGAGUUGGAUUCAAGUAGGGAGGUGGUGCAGGACUUGGUGGACGAGUAUGUAGCCGCUACUCGAGAAGAUUACUGUAACUGAAUUUGUGUCGAUUGGUUAAGCGUUAAAUGACCUAAUUUAAUUUCUUUCAUCGUUUAUACUAGCACAAUUGUCACGUUACCAUGCCCGAGUAGUUCGUUUGUCCCCUCUCGAUAUCUCCUUUACGUCGACUUUAAAACAAAUUUUAGGAUGAAUAAAACCUGUUGCAACUUUACUCAAACUUCGUUAGUAUUAUUCGUUUUUGGCUUACAGGGCCCCCUCGAGAAGACUGCAUAAGUGUUCUUUUUUUUAUAACCUAUUAAAGUGCCAUUUUUUUCGCAGAUAACUCGAAUAAUGUAAGCCAUUGUUAUG